AUGGUGGCCUCGACUCCGCCUCCCGCCCGGCAGCGCCGCGCGCAAGAAGCUACGGGCCCGAACCCGAAGAAGCGCCGCCCUCAACCCGCCGCCGCUGACGCUGCCGCCAAGCCGCUGAACCGCAAGCGGUUCCUGCGGUUCCUCAAGUCGCACGAGCUCAAGUUCGGGCUGGCGCCCGUGGCGCGCGACGAGGCCACGGGCGAGGUGACGCUCGUGGUGUGCCGCUUCUGCCAGCACUUCGGGCGCGAGCAGCGGCCGGACAAGCAGCGGCGCAGCACCAAGAACGUGAAAUACUUCCGCAACUCGUUCCGCACGGACCAGUACCAGCAGCACCACGAGCUGUCGCACUGCGAGGCGUGGAAGCGCUACCAGGACUGCAGCGACGACGAGAAGCGCGCCUUCUUCCCGCUGCCCGAGGGCGCCACGCCCGAGAUGCCCGUGCAGCCCGUGGUGCCGCCGCAGAAGCUCAAGGUGGAGCUCGCGCCCGGAGAGGUCUGGGCGCUCGAGCCCACGCGCAAGGAGCGGCAGCGGUUCUUCGAGAUCGCGCCGGCCAUCGUGGAGCUCGUGGCCGUGAUGGCCAUCGGCGCGACGCAGCCCACGGUGCAGAACGUCAUUGAGAAACAGAGUCACCACCUGAUGGCCCAUGCGCACGAACCGACGUCCAAUGCCGUAGCCCGGUGGACCCCCCCGGAGGACACGUUCCAGUCGUGCACGCUGGUGGGUACGGUGGUGGACCCGUUGUACCGUGUGGUGGCGUUCUCUCGCGCGCAGAUUGACUGCUUGGUGGAGCUGGCGGCGGCGGGGCUGUCGUUUAGGCAGAUUUCCAGUACCAUGAGGUCGUUCCGAUCCCAUGCGCCGGUGUUGCUUCAGGAUGUGGUGAAAGGCCAAAGCGCGGGGAGUGAUACCGCGAAUAAACAGCCCCAAGGAGCCCAGAGUGUGAGCCCAGAGUACACUGAGGAGCAGACGGCCGAGUUUGUGCGGCUGAUUAUCGCGGCCAGUUUGAGUGUGACGGCAAGACUUCUGCGCGGGUGUUGGGCCUUCUCCUUGGUGUUGAAAGCGUCCAUGGAACACGCGCCGGUGCGAUCGUAUCUGGAGUUUCGAGUGAAGGUGUAUGGUGGAGGAGUGAUGCACAACGUGCAUCUGCUCUCGAUACCGUGCUACGAGGGCAAGUGCAAAAUGAUGAUGUAUAGUACACUGGAGCGAGUUCUGAGUGUCGUGCUGCCUAACUGGAGGCAGCGGCUUAUUGGUGUGGCGACUGAUGGUGAUGCUCAAAUGCCCGCGCGAGUGCUGGAUAUUGUGGCGCGUUUGCAACAAGAGGCUGCAAUUCCCGUCGUGUACCGCUCCUCGAGUGGGUGCCAUCAACUAGAUUGUAUCGUGACCAACUUUUAUUCAUCCCUGCAGGGCGGAUGUUUCCUGUUGGUUCUCAAGGAGCUAUCCGCUUAUAUUCGCCGGCAACCAGAGCUUCUCGCGAGAAUGACGCCUCCUCCUCCGACCCCCUCUAGCUCCGGCAGCUCGAAGGAUAGGUGGGUUGCGCUCGGAAAGGAGACGAACUGGAUUGCAGCUCAUCGCGAGUUGAUUUACCAGCACUUGGAGGUGGAGAAACCUCCGAGCGCGCCUGAUAGGACGUGGUGGCUGUUUUUCGCGACGGUCAACUGGGUAGCAACUCGAGCGAAUGAGACCUUCGCGAAGUUGCUGCGUAACCACGCCAUGAUCGCUGAUCAGAUUGAAGCCGUAGCCGCGCUCUCCAGAGAAUGUGCCGCUGCGUUUCACGCGCUUGGCCCACUGGAUGACCCGCUGCUAGCGAAUGUAGCCCAUGACAAGAUGUACAAGUCACGCAAGGGCCGCUUCGCACUGGGCAAACCGAGCAUGCUGGCCUUCAUCAAGGAGAUUGACGCUCUGUCACAUGAUAUCAUCAACACCACCGACGAUCCCAUGGUGGACCUCGCUGCGGAAAACCUGUCGAUUUGCGGAGUCAGCAUGAUUGAGGCCCUGCUGGAGCUCAGCAGUGCGCUCGGCAAUGAAGGUCACGGCCCAACGCGCGGGCCUAAUAACCCCAAGGUGUCUGAGUUCUUGCCACCAACACUACCCCACGAACUCGCGCAGCUCAGCGGCCGCGAGUUCACGUCGUUGCUCAAGACGUACGGCCCGAUGGUGCGCAACUUUUUGUCCGAGGAAGAUAUCGACAUCAUGGACCAGGAGCUGCAAGGUCUGCGUCGUGGGGCUGUGCGCGAGUCGGUGCUGAGCGCAGCUCUGGCCAACUGCAAUGCCGAGACGCCGUUCGAAGAAGCGUGGGCGCUGACAGAGCGGCGCUUCAAGCUGCUCGAGUGCUUCGCCGGCGGGUUUGCCAGUGUGUACUCGUGCGGCCCCAUCGCCACUCAGGGUGGCACCAGCGACCUGCCGCUGUGUCGAAGCGACAUGGACACAGCCCGCGUGCUGCUCGCGGACUUUGCGCUGGAGGGAUCAUUGCACGCCCAGCAGUUCCCAGCGCUGAUGGCUCUGAACGAGAAGCUGGACGAAGCAAGCCGAGUCCACAGAGAGGUGACGAACACCAAAGUGACCGUCGUGUGA
Messenger RNA from Phytophthora sojae, 2568 nucleotides. RefSeq lists its product as hypothetical. The transcript is spliced from 2 exons. The coding region runs from base 1 to 2568 and encodes 855 amino acids. NCBI's taxonomy places the organism in Eukaryota, Oomycota, Peronosporomycetes, Peronosporales, Peronosporaceae. The record is from RefSeq and is a predicted model, not a curated record.